UCUGACGCUCGUGAAUGCAUCACACUGGUCUGUGAACGCUGUGCUGUGAAGAUGCACGUUUGAUUUUCCGCUUCAGACAAAGCUUUGCAGUUUCCAGGCUCGCGUCAUCAUCACUGUUUAUUGUUGUGUGUGAAUAACAAGAGACUACAACAGAUAACUCAGCCGAACCUCGGACAAAAUCUUUGGAGUUAAUGUUGUUCAAGGGGUGCAUUUUUGGGCAUAACACCGCCUUCCUUCGGAUGAGCGUCCAUCUGGAGCGGAAGAAGAUCAAAUGUUGCGUCUUCUUGCUGAUGAAGACUCAUUAAAGUCCACAAGAUGGAAGAUUGGGACCCAAGGGAGGAUCAUGCAGAACCUCCAGGACCCAGAUGUCCAUCUGUGAGAAGUGAUUUCUCAAAAGAUAAUCCUCCAGACUUCAGCACAGAACCUCGACCCUCAGAGACAAAAUGUCAGAGCUGCCGAGAGAGAGCAGAACUGCCAGGAUCCAGCUGUCCUUCUAUGAGGAUUGACUGGUCCAAAGAUAUUCCUCCAGACUUCUGCAAUGAACCUGCACCCUCGAACUUAGAAUUGAGGAAGAGGAGCAAACCUCAGCAUGGAGAACGACCCAGAUCUGGUGCUGGACCACAGACAGCCAAUCAGAGCAGCUGUGCAGCAGCAGAUGUUGGUCUGCAGGAGGCUCUAGAGGAACAUAAGAUCAGUCUGAGGAGGAGAUGUGAAUGUGUGCCUGAAGGAAGUGAUGAAACAGGAAGUAGAACUCUCCUCAAUAGCAUCUACACUGAUCUCUACAUCAUAGAGGGACAAAGUGAAGAGGUUAAUACCCAACAUGAGGUGAAGCAGCUGGAGAGAGCUUCCAAGAUCCAGAACCUCCAUGAUUCUCCAAUCAGGUGCCAGGACAUCUUCAAAGCCUUCCCUGACCAACAUGUAGCCAUCAGAGUGGUUCUGACCAACGGCGUUGCUGGUGUUGGAAAAACCUUCUCAGUGCAGAAGUUCACUCUGGACUGGGCAGAGGGCUUGGAGAACCAAGAUGUUAGUGUGGUGGUCCUGCUUUCCUUCAGGGAGCUGAACCUGAUUAGAGAUCAGCAGCACAGUCUUCUCACGCUGCUCCAUGUUUUCCAUCCAACCCUCCAGAAGCUCCCAGCAAAGAAGCUCACUGUCUGGAGGCUUCUCUUCAUCUUUGAUGGCCUGGAUGAAAGCAAACUUUCUCUGGACUUCGACAACAGACCACUUGUUUCUGACGUCACACAGAGGUCAUCAGUCAACGUUCUGCUGAUGAACCUCAUCAAGGGGAAUCUGCUUCCCUCUGCUCUCAUCUGGAUAACUUCCCGACCUGCGGCGGCCUAUCAGAUCCCUCCUUUAUGUGUUUCCAGGGUAACAGAAGUACGAGGCUUCACAGACACCCAGAAGGAAGAGUACUUCAUUAGGAAGUUCAGUGAUGAAGAGGAGAAGGCCAGCAGGAUCAUCUCCCACAUCAAGACCUCCAGGAGCCUCUUCAUCAUGUGUGGGAUCCCAGUGUUCUGCUGGAUCACUGCUACGGUUCUGGAGAACCUGUUGACCACAGAGCAGAGAGGAGAGCUGCCCACGACUAUGACUGACAUGUACUCACACUUCCUGUUGGUCCAGACCAAGAGGAAGAAGAACAAGUACCAUGAAGUACAUGAGACGACUCCACAGGAGCUGAUGGAGGCUGACAGGGAAGUUCUUCUGAAGCUGGGGAGGCUGGCCUUGGAACAUCUGGAGAAAGGAAACAUCAUGUUCUACCAAGAAGAUCUAGAGCAGUGUGGUCUGGAUGUCACAGAUGCCUCUGUGUUCUCAGGAGUUUGUACAGAGAUCUUCAAAAGAGAGAGUGUGAUCUUGCAGAAACCAGUCUACUGCUUUGUUCAUCUGAGUGUCCAGGAGUUUCUGGCUGCAGUUUACAUGCUCCACUGCUUCACCAGCAGGAACACAGAGGUGGUGAAGAACUUCUUGAGAGGUUACUACAAUGAGGCAUCUCUGGAGGACUUCAUGGAGAGAAUCAUGAAGAAAUCUCUCAGCAGUAUAAAUGGCCACCUUGACCUUUUUGUCCGCUUCCUUCAUGGCCUGACUGUGGAGUCUAACCAGAGACUCUUUGGAGGCCUACUGGGUCAAACCGAGAAUAUGUCAGAAACCAUCAAGAGAAUCAUCAAUAACCUGAAAAAGAGGAACACAGAUGAUAUCUCCUCAGAUAGAAGCAUCAAUAUCUUCUACUGUCUGAUGGAGAUGAAGGACCUCUCAGUUUAUCAGGAGAUCCAACACUUCCUAAAAUCAAAGAAAAGCUCAGAAAAGAGUCUCUCAGAGAUCCAAUGCUCAGCUCUGGCCUACAUGCUGCUGAUGUCCAAUGACAUUCUCGAUGAGUUGGACUUGGUGAAGUACAACACAUCAGAAGGAGGGCGACAGAGAUUGAUCCCAGCUGUGAGGAACUGCAGAAAGGCACGACUUGGUGGCUGUAGACUUUCAAGUGUUGACUGUGAAAUUGUGGCCUCAGCUCUGAAGUCCAAUCUUGAUCUGACUGAUCUGGAAAUAGAUCAGAUCGAUGGACGAGGAUCAUUUGGAGACUCUGGAAUGAAGCAUCUGUGUGAGAUACUUGAGAGUUCAAUCUGCAAAGUGAAGAGACUAAGAUUGAAUUACUGCAACUUGUCAGAAACCAGCUGUGCAUCUCUGGUCUCAGCUCUGAAGUCUAACCCCUACAACCUGACAGAACUGGACUUGAGUGGGAAUGACCUGAAAGAUACUGGACUAGCAGAGCUUUGUGGUUUUCUCCAGACAUCCAUUUGCAAACUACAGAUAUUGAGAUUGGAACGCUGCAAGUUGUCAGAGAUCAGCUGUGCUUCUCUGGGCUCAGCUCUGAAGUCCAACCCCUCCCAUUUGACAGAACUGGAUCUAAGUGAGAACAACCUGAAAGAUGGUGGAGUGAAGCAGCUCUGUGGUUUUCUCCAAUCUCCCCUCUCCAAACUACAGACAUUAAGAUUGAUUGGAUGCGGUUUUUCAGAGAUCAGCUGUGCUUCUCUCAGCUCAGCUCUGAAUACCAACCCCUCCCAUCUGACAGAGCUGAACCUGAGUAGGAACGAAGACCUAAAAGAUGAUGGAGUGAAGCAGCUCUGUGGUUUUUUCCAGUCUCCCCACUGCAAACUACAGACAUUAAAAUUGAGGAACUGCAGUUUGUCAGAGAUCAGCUGUGCGUAUUUGGCCUCAGCCCUGAAGUCUAACCCCUCCCAUCUGACACAAAUGGACCUGACCUGGAACAACCUGAAGUCAGAUGUUCAGCAGCUGGAAGAUCUCGUAAAGAGUCCAGACUACAAACUGGAGACACUGUGGUGGGAGGACAUGACCAUCGUUGUGGGGAAGAGAAGCUGAUCUAUGUCCUGAAGAUCUACAAAGGAGUCUGAAUUUAUAGUCUGAAUGGAUCCUGUUAAUAUAUACCGAGUUCAGAUAUUUUAAGACUGUUUAAGACUAUGGAAGCAAAAUGUGUCAGAUUUCAUUUCUAUUUAAGUUUGAGUGUUUGUGCUUAGAUUUUCAGAGUUAAAAUAUAUAUCCAAUAAAUUCAGAUUUCAACUUUCCAUUUAUUUUCAACUUAAGAUAACAAAAAUCCCUUCAUUGUUUCAAAGCGAGAAUAUUUUCAAUAGCUAUAGAUUUCAGUUUAUAACUUGGAUAAAAGCGUCAACCUUUGAAAUUUAAAUGCAAUAUUUUCAGUGCACUGUGACAAAACUCAUUUCUCUGUGUCAGUGUCUGACAUGCAGUGUAAGAACAGCAAGGUCACCUCUGUCACCGACUUCAGCAGAAGACGCCAAAGCAGUUAGAUGGACUUAAUAAUGUUACAUGUAUUAGUUUGUCUGUAAAAACAUCCCUGUUGUCUGUAAGACGAUGGCUGAAAAUGAAGGAAGAUUAUUUUUUGUCCCUAA
Molecule: messenger RNA, 3911 nt
Organism: Cyprinodon tularosa
Lineage: Eukaryota; Metazoa; Chordata; Actinopteri; Cyprinodontiformes; Cyprinodontidae
Product: NACHT, LRR and PYD domains-containing protein 3-like
Exons: 11
Coding region: 316-3366 (1016 amino acids)
Molecular function (GO): protein binding
Source: RefSeq, a predicted model, not a curated record